GGUGGAGUUUGCCUAAUUAUGUUGAUAUAUUAUCACUGGCAACGGCACACGCCAACACAUCGCUCACCAUCAUAUCCAAAGAGCCGCAUUCAUGACUUGCAGAUGGUUCAAGCCAUUGUCCUAUCUAAACAACUUCUUAAUUCUGCUACGGGAAAUCACUCCAUGAUCCUUGUUCAACGCUAACCAUUAGACUCUGCAAUAAAUCACACAUGUCUCGCCAUUAAUGAAGGAAAGUCCUGCACAGAACCCCUAGAACAUCCACUCAAUCAUAGUCAGCCUUAUUCUUCAACACCACAACACUAUCCAUACAUCAUUGUAUUCACAUACACGGCACUGAGUGUGUGCAUAUUUCCCUGUAUACCUUAAACAUUGGGUUCAAUUGCAUCCAUAUCGUCAGAUCUGUAGCGUCCGUUACAUAUCCAGAUUCAAGGCAUACUCACUGCCUGGUAUCGAUCGAGGACGGGGUGUCUUACCACACUUCAGACGACGGACAUAGCUUCUGUCUUGGGGAUCCGAUCAUACUCUGACAUCUCAAGAAUACCAAAAUGGGGUUCUACAUGGCAUAUUUAGAGAAUUUGUGCCGUCGACGAGGUUGGCAAGGUCCCCAGUACAAGACGUACCGCGACGCACAAGGCUUCACCUGUCUCGUUCUCGUCAAUGGACAGGAGUACCAAACAGAUCUAGCAUAUCAAACCGAUGCCUUGGCUCAGGAGAAUGCUGCCACACAGGCCUUUAUGGUUUGCCGUCAGUCGUCAGUCAAUGGAGGGAUGCUGGCUCGUAAUGGCGUCAUCCAAGGAUUGCCUGCCAACGAGACGGCCAGCCGCAACAAGAAAAGGAAUGAUCGUCCCCGGCAACAUUCCGUAACACUCAGUAGCAGCUCCUCAAGCACGUCUUCCGAAUCGGAAAAUAGAGAUAUCAGAUACCCAAUGACGGUCGGCAGUUAAGAAAUGACUGUCGGCAAAUCCAUGUCGGUGCAAUGCGAUGCACUACGCACUACCCACCCAUACAUGAAACGAUACAGCAGGGACCCCGAGGCAAAUGAAAAAUUACGACUUAUGACUACCCAUGAAAAAGACGGAUCAUUACGGGCGGUAUAUUAUCAAAAGGAAAGAAUAUUCCACUGGCACGCUGCUAUUAACGACUUCCUUGACGAAUUGUUCCAUAUGCUCAUUUUUUUUAUCCAUUUCAUUCAUUCACAUCAUUAUGAGAUCAACGAAUUACACGAAUUUCCUUUACUCUUCUGUGUUUCCUUCUAGCUUUCUCAUGGACUCUUGUUUUGUUUGAAGCGGAAUGAUCAAGAAUCUACAAUAUCUACAAUAUACAAAUACUAUUGCAAAAUACUAUUGUGUAUGACGAACGGGUCCACGAUUUUCUUGGGUAUCACAGCACCGGAAUCUUGUGGAGAAAACGAGGCGACUCGAUAUUCCUGUACACGGUCUUUACGGAGAGGCAACUUUCCUCUAUGUUUCACCUUUGAAGAUUGGAAGAUGGGUGGUUGCGUGGUGAUUAAGUAUUUGUUUAUAGUGAACAAGUAAGCGAGUGGCGGAUGGAAAUGGGAGAGGAAAAUGAUGGGAGGGUUUUUAUGGGGUGGUUUUGCAUGGGGUGAUUGUUACAAGUGGUGAAGACGGAGGUUACACUCUUUGUGGAGGAUAGCGAUGCAUUGCAUGGAGGAAAAACUGAUGGUUCCACUUGAGCGUUGGAGAGAUGGUUGGUGGGUCAUGAACAUACACAUGAUGUGAUGAGUGAGCGUUGCAUUGGGGGCUCGCGCUUCUGCUGGGCGGCGAUGAAUUUCUCUCGAUUAUGAUUGAUGACUUAUGGAUACAUUUUCUUACAUUUCUGAUGAUGAAGAAAAAACACUUAGGGCUACCUUACUUUACGAAUUUACUAUUUUAUCUACCUAUAGCAGCUCGAUGUGAAUGUAUGUAUGAAUGAAACUGCA
Molecule: messenger RNA, 1939 nt
Organism: Botrytis cinerea B05.10
Lineage: Eukaryota; Fungi; Ascomycota; Leotiomycetes; Helotiales; Sclerotiniaceae
Exons: 2
Coding region: 546-944 (132 amino acids)
Source: RefSeq, a predicted model, not a curated record